CUUCAGAAUUAAAUAAUACAAAGUAUUUCUUUACAUCUUUAGUGUGAACUAGUAGUAGGGACUCCUUCUCAUAAUUUCAUUUCAGGUUCUAUAAUGAGUUAAAGCAAGAGAAAUCAGGAAGUGUGAGGUAUUUUGAUCAUUACAAUUCGUAAAAUUCUGAAGAGCUGACCAAUUUAGAUUAGUAAUUAAAAUAGUGGAUGGUUGACCUAAUUUUUCCUACAACAUGUCUAAAUCAGCUAAGAAAUUGAAGAAGCCAUUGGACCUACCUCUUGGAAAAGCCACUUCGCACAAGGAUGUUGACUUAUCACAUGUUAGAUUACCUAUUGAUACAAGUGUAUUUGGAUUGAAACACGUAUUAACAUUGUUUGAAACGGCAACAAAUGAAGUCAAGAGUUACCUAGCUUAUGAAUGCGACUUGAUGUAUGAAUGUAGAAUUUGCAGAACCAUUUUCAGGAGUAUAGCAAAUUUUAUAUUACAUAAAAGAAAAUUUUGCCGUGAUAAAUAUAACACUCCUCGUGAUCCAAGACAAAGUUGCCAAGAGACUGAUGGAGUUACUAUAAUACAGAGAGAUAUUGAAAAUGCAAAUCAAAUUAUAACAGAAACUGAAGUUCCUGGCAUAGAAAAGACUUCAGGAAGUUGCUUGAAUCCAAUAAUAGAAAAACUAUUAAGAAGGCAAGAGCAAAAAAAAUUUGUUGAUGAAAUCAAACACGACAAUUCAGUAAAUUUACCUAAAACUGAGGAAUUGAGAGUAGAAGACUUGAGAAGUAUUUCACUGGAGAGAAUAGAGACUUCGGAUGUAGCCAUGUUUCAGACUUUGGACUUCGGACCAAAAGUAGGAGAAACCGAGAUGAUGAAAUCUGAAGUUAUGGAAAUACAUAGUAUAUUUGAUCAAAAUGAGGCAGUUCUUGGUUCAAAUGGAGAGAUCUUAUCUUUGAACAAUAAAGAAAAAUAUAAUAAGCAGACACUCAAGAAUGAUUUUGUCUGUACAGAGUGCAAUACAAAAUUUUCUACUAAAAAAACCUUAGCCUAUCAUAUAAAGUGUAAACACAGUCACUGUAGAUUGGUUUAUCCAUGUCCAUUAUGUAAGGAUAAUCUUUCGAAUCCAUGGUCUGUCUACCGGCAUUUGUUGAAAGUUCAUAGGAUGACUUCAAACCAAGUAAGAAAAUACAGAAUUCAAGUUCAUAAUAGUGCAAUAUUCAAAAAACUACAAGAAAAUAAAGAUAGAAAAAGUAGAGAACCAAAGGGAGGGAAUGAUCAAGAAAAUGAGUGGUUGGAUAAUAUUGAAGGAGACAGUGAUUUGCAGAUGUGUGGUGGCUGCGGCAAACAUUUUGAAAGAAAAGCUGCUUUGAUCUCUCAUUCUGUCAUGUGUACAAAAAGGAUAGCUGUGUGUAAUUCUAUCAAGGAAAACAAUACAAAGAAGAAAGAAUUAGAUAUCAAAGCAAAUGAAGAGAGAUUAUGUAAAUCUCAACUAAAAGGUUCAGCAAAGAGGAAAUCUAGUAAUAUAAUCUUGUACAAGCCAAAGACUGAAAAUUCUUCAAAUGAAGAGGUUGAUCCAAAUUGCAAUAUACCUCUCAAAAUAAAAGAUGAACCUGAAAAUGAAGAAGAUGAUGACGUAAUACCAUCAUUUAUUAUAGAAGAUAAUGAUAGUGAUAUGGAAAAUAGUGCUGAAAGGAUAAGAAAAGAUAUACAGAUGUAUGAUAAGGACAAACUUAUGUCUAUCAUAGGUGUGGAUACAUCUGCUGAUAAAGAAACUACACCUUCUGAAAUAUAUGAUAAACAGUCGGAUAGGAGUGAUUCUCCUUGUAGAGGAUUUGAAACUCAAUCUUCUGAGUAUACAGAGCAUGUAAUUAUAAAAAAUCUAGAAAACUCCACAGGAUUAUGUGAUAAACAUUCUAAAGAUGUUCCUGAUAGUACUUCCGAUUCUGAAGUUGUUUCAAUUAAUUCAGAAAAUUCAGAUGAUAAAGCAACUAAAGAAAUAAAUAACGAUGUGGAUAACCAUUUGGACAUUAGAGUAGUGUCAAAAGUUCCAAAUAAUUUGGAAUGUAAAAUAACUUAUGCAGAUAUUUCCGAGCAAUCCUCGAACUCAUCUAAAUGUUCAAAAGAAAUGGAUAUUUCUUCAGAUAUAAGUUUGGAUAAUAAGAUAUCCAGUGAUUUUAAACUGGAUCUUGGUGAGGACCCUAAUUUUCAAGAUGUCAGUAUUAAAUCGCUUAUCAAAGAAAUAAUAGAAGAAGAUGUAAAAAAUUCAGAUAUGAAUGAUCCUCAACAAAAGGAAAGGGCAAAUAGAAGUUCUGAUGUUAAUAUCAUACCUAAUGGCCUUGUUGAUCAAAAAAUUCCCGAAAAAAAUUCGGUUGGAGAAAUACAUUUUAUUAAUGAAGAAAAAUUGAAUAAUAAUAAUAAUGCAGUAAUCACUGCAAUAGAAAGUUCAUGCUCUUCGAAGAUAAAAAAGAGAAAAAGGUCCUCUUCGCCAAUUCAAGGAGAAGUUAAAAAGAAAUUGAUACCAAACAUAAGCGAAGAAAGUGUUAAUGAAACUGAAAAAGAAAAUGAAACAUUUAUUUCAAAAAUUUCACCUUUUGUUGAUAGGAUAACUUUAACUUGUUCUUUAUGUGCAUGUAAAUUUAUGUCUUUAUCACAGUUAUUGUUGCAUAUGUCAAAUCAUUUUUCCUGGUAUCGGUUCCAAUGUGGUAAAUGCUCAUUUAUGUCAUUUAAUAAAUGUGACUGUGAAAAACAUGUUCUUACGGAACAUAAAAUGCCCUUGUUAUGUUCUCGAAGUGUAGUUCUACCAAUUCCUACUUGGAAAGCUUCAUUGAUUUCUGAUACCUUCAUGCAAUUGGAGUCACGUUCAAAUGAUGAAGAAAAUCAAACAUGCAUUCUGUUAGAUUCAAAUGUAGUAGAACAGUUCAAUACAUCGGUCAAUUUGGAAAUUGAAUCGGUUAACUUUGAAAUGAAACAAGUAGAUGUGAUUGAUAAUUCUAAUGAUUAUGAUGUAAAGGUUUUGCCAGAGAACCUCGUGAAAGUAGAAGUAAAUGAAGUUGAUGAUUUAAUUGAUUUAGAGCCUGAAUCGAUGAACUCCAAAACAGAUAAUGAUGAAGUAUGCACAUCAGUCAAUGUAGGGACUCAGUUGUUAAAUUUUGAAAAAACAAAGGCAGUAGUUAAUACAUCCAACGACUUGAUUAUAAAAUUAGAAAAUCAUACAACAGAAGAAAAAUCUAAUUUGAAUGAAAAAAAUAUCGUUGAUUAUGUAGAUCUAACAAUUGAAGAGAAUUCAGUUGAUAACAAUGAAAUUACUGAAAACUUAUCAAACGAAGAAACUGAAGUCAUCCAAGAUUUAUCGAAGCAAGCAAUAAUGGAAGUUAUAUUAGGAAAUGAACAUAAGAAAGAAAAAAAUUUGAACAAAAGUCUCCCAAGUCAGUCAUGCGAAUAUGUGAGGCCAUUAAGAAAUCGAACAAAAAGUAUUAAAACCUCACAGAAAGAUUUCAUUUAUGAUUUUGAUACCCCAAGGAGCACAUUUCAAAAAGGUUGUAACUCUAAGAGCAAUAUUGAACAAAUUAAAGAAUAUGAAGUACAAGAAUAAUUCAUGUUUUUGGAGUUUGUAAAUUUCUUAUUUAUUUUUUCAAAUUGAAGUUAUGUUUUCCGAUAAAUUGUUUGGUUAUUUUGUAAAAUAAUAUAUAUUUAUUAAUAGAUUUUAUAUAAUUUAUAUGUGCAUGUUAUUUGAAUCUCUAUAGUUCAAUUCAUUUGUGAAAUUGGAAAGAACGUCGGGCAUUACAAAUAAACUGGCGAUCAAGUCAAAACUAUUCAUUUAGAUAGCUUGUAAAAAAUGAGAGCUUUAUUUCAAAGAAUUUCUGUCCAUAAGAAAUAUUUGUGAAUGAGAAUCAUCUUGCAAAUAAUCACUUGCAUAAUUAUAUAUCUCUUUCUGAGUUUGGUAAAUUAAGAAUAUGUGAUUUUUAUUUCGAUAUUGUCAUUUUUUAGCGGCAAAAAAAAUAAAUGAAAAUUUUGUC
Messenger RNA from Harmonia axyridis, 3995 nucleotides. RefSeq lists its product as uncharacterized. The record is from RefSeq and is a predicted model, not a curated record. Lineage: Eukaryota; Metazoa; Arthropoda; Insecta; Coleoptera; Coccinellidae. The coding region runs from base 224 to 3571 and encodes 1115 amino acids. The transcript has 6 exons.